Phoenix dactylifera (date palm) is the source of this 918-nucleotide messenger RNA. Its product is annotated as glutathione transferase GST 23-like. Lineage: Eukaryota; Viridiplantae; Streptophyta; Magnoliopsida; Arecales; Arecaceae. Gene Ontology annotation, molecular function: glutathione transferase activity. Gene Ontology annotation, cellular component: cytoplasm. The record is from RefSeq and is a predicted model, not a curated record. Gene Ontology annotation, biological process: glutathione metabolic process.
GAUACCGCAUUGCUCGGCACCAUGGCGAGCGGCGGCGGCGAGGUGAAGCUCUUCGGAAUGUGGGCAAGUCCUGCAGUUCGUCGAGUCGAGUGGGCUUUGAAGAUGAAGGGGAUCGAGUACGAGUACAUAGAAGAAGAUCUCUCGAACAAGAGCGCAUCUCUUCUCGCGUACAAUCCGAUCAAUAAGCAAGUCCCCGUGCUCCUCCACAACGGCAAGCCGAUCGCCGAAUCCCUUGUUAUCAUUGAAUAUAUUGAUGAGGUCUGGAAGCAUAACCCCAUCUUACCUGAGGAUCCUUAUGAACGAACCAAGGCACGCUUUUGGAGCACAUAUAGUGAGGGCAAGUGUCGAGAUGCAGUAGGGAAAGGGUACUUUACGGAAGGAGAGGAGAAAGAGAAUGCUAUCAAAUAUUUGGAGGAAACUGUGAGAGUACUGGAUGAAGAGCUGAAGGGAAAGAAGUUCUUUGGAGGAGAAAACCUUGGAUUCUCGGACUUGGUUUUGGGCUGGAUGGCUUUCUGGUUACCGGUGGCAGAGGAGGUUGCCUUCUUUGAGGUGUUGGAUUCUAAGAAGUUUCCGUGGUUUGCUUCAUGGACUGAUAAUUUUCUCGAAGUUCCUGUGAUCAAAGAGAACCUUCCACCCCGCGACAAGACGGUGGAGUUCUUCGAGAACUAUCGCCGGCAACGGUUAGGUGCAUCAAAAUGCAUCAAAACCCAUGCAUGAGGGUGUCAAGAUGCAUCUUCCCUCGCUGACGCCGUGGUGCCAAACUCAUGGCCUUCGGUCGGCUGGUUAUCAUUGUGGAAUUUGGCUACUUCUAAUAAGGAGAACCUUCGAUGCAUUUUAGGCUGUGCAUGUGUACCAAGAGGUGAAUAAGACUGUAAACUGAGUUGCUUCUUAUGCUGUCCACCACUCUAAAGAGGUUUU